Molecule: messenger RNA, 1322 nt
Organism: Vicia villosa (hairy vetch)
Lineage: Eukaryota; Viridiplantae; Streptophyta; Magnoliopsida; Fabales; Fabaceae
Exons: 4
Coding region: 561-1028 (155 amino acids)
Source: RefSeq, a predicted model, not a curated record
UCAACAGUAAAACUCAACAACUUUUCAGCCACCCUCAUUAUUUUACUUUACCACCAAAUAUUACUUUUUACUUGUCACCAUUUGUUUAUUCAACUAAUUGUUUAUGUAGAAUUUUACUAGUAAAAGGAACGAAAUCAAUGCUACAACAAAACACUUGAAAGGUCCCAUUUUUAUUCUUGAAUCUGAGUAUCUUAUUAAUAUCAUCUCAUUACCCUUCUGUUUAUGUUUUCUCUGCUCUGUCUCUUCAAUGUAACCCUUUCUUUGUCUCACUGUCUUCAUAUGUAAAAAGCCUUAGCCCACACACCAUCCUUUGUUUGCUUAUUUAUUUCGUUCACUGUUGCUCACAUUCCAUAUCUAUAAAUUCUGAUCAGGGUCAGGCUAUUUAUUACUAAUAGCCUAGUCUGAGGUUUUUGGGAUACACAUAAUCCUGUCUUUUUAAUUUUUUUCCCUUUAAAGUUUCAGCCCCACCCUUUUUCGCAAGGCAUAAGAAAAACACUAGUAGCAGUCACAUUCACAUUCUAGGUGAAGCAAGCUCUUUAUUUUGAUUUAAGAAACCAAAAAUGGACGAAUAUUGGAAGAGAAGUGGCCAAAUACCAGCUUUUGGUAACUGGGAUUUCCAGAACGAGUUGCCAAUAACUCGGUAUUUUGAAACUGCAAGACAAGCUGGUUUGAUUCAUCAUCCUUCUUCAUAUGGUGAAGCUGAUCCAUACGUGCGUUGUGAACACGAUCUUUACGCUGUUGAUUUCAAGAAGGCAACGAGAAUAAGAGACAGAAGGUAUACGAAUAGUAAGGUAAAAGAAACAAGACUGAGAAAACAUGGGAAAGUGUGCGAUGUAACGGAGUAUCCAAAUAAACCACUGAACAAGAAGAAGGUAAACGACGUCGUUCACAGUGCUCGUCCGUUACCUUCAAAACCAGUUGAUGAAGAUCUCUACAAGAUUUCUCCUCAACUUCUUCGCACAACCAAGCGGAAGAAAAUGUUGGGUUUCAUUUCCAACUGCCUGCUGCCUACUGCUUGCUUUUCAUGACUCACAAUGUCUUAAUCACAACAAUUCAAGGAAUUUUUUUUUGGUCAAGGAGACAUUUUUUUUGAUACAAUAUUUAAUGUUAUUUUUAUUUUUAAUUUGUUACUAUAAAGUAAAUUUAAAUUAGGAAUGGAGUACCAUGACCGACACAAAUUCUAGAGUCAUGGAUGUUAGUACUGUAAAGGUGCUGGUUGGCCUAUGUUGUGCUGUUUUCUUAUGCACUCUCAUGCGGAAUCACUUUAUUGUAUGUUAAUGCUAUCUUAAAUUUUAUUUAUGGCUCUUAAUUUCUUUUAUUCA